This is a messenger RNA of Trypanosoma cruzi, 708 nucleotides long. RefSeq lists its product as uncharacterized. The record is from RefSeq and is a predicted model, not a curated record. Bases 1 to 708 code for a protein of 235 amino acids. NCBI's taxonomy places the organism in Eukaryota, Euglenozoa, Kinetoplastea, Trypanosomatida, Trypanosomatidae. The transcript has a single exon. Gene Ontology annotation, molecular function: aminoacyl-tRNA deacylase activity.
AUGCGCUUAUUGGUGUUUAAUGUUCGUAUCACUUUUUCUUCGUUUCUCUCUCUCUCUCUCUCCCUCUUUUUGUUUUGUCUUGUGUGUUUUGCAAGGGUCGCGGCUCAGACUGCUCGGCUACCGGUGUUUCUUCUCCCAUAUUUUCCCGUGCCACUUGUAAACAACACCCCCGCGAGGGCGGAGCGCAUCCAAAUAACCGGGACAGUGAAUAUGGAGAAAGUAAAGCGACAUCUUUGCUCCUGUGGUGCAGAUUACAUCAUACCCAAAAUCUGCGAGUUUCCUGAAAGCUGUGCUACGGCCGAGCUUGCUGCCGAGCGGCUUUCCUGCAGUCCUUCUAUGAUUGCAAAGAGUCUCAGCUUUACGCUGAUGGGGAAGAAGAGGGGCGUGGAUUGUAUACCUAUCGUCAUACUCGUCUCGGGUGAUGCGAAGGUGAACAACAACAAAUACCGUAACAAGUUUGUCCGUCGUCCCGUGUUGAUUAGGCGUGAGGAGGUUGAGGAGUUGGUUGGAUUCGCACCGGGCGGAGUUUGCCCCUUCGGCGUGAAUGAAAAUGUGCGGGUAUACUUGGAUAUCUCACUGCGUCGUUUUGAGACGGUACACGUGGCAGCUGGCACGGCGAACAGCACCGCCCCGAUGAGCAUCAAAGAGCUGGAGCGUUUCUCGGGCUUUGUCGAGUGGGUUGAUGUCUGCGACGGGUGGACGGAAUAA